Xyrauchen texanus (razorback sucker) is the source of this 4022-nucleotide messenger RNA. RefSeq names its product cyclin-dependent kinase 17 (gene cdk17). The transcript is spliced from 17 exons. Gene Ontology annotation, cellular component: cytoplasm; nucleus. Bases 309 to 1889 code for a protein of 526 amino acids. NCBI's taxonomy places the organism in Eukaryota, Metazoa, Chordata, Actinopteri, Cypriniformes, Catostomidae. Gene Ontology annotation, biological process: protein phosphorylation. The record is from RefSeq and is a predicted model, not a curated record. Gene Ontology annotation, molecular function: protein kinase activity; ATP binding.
CAGCAGCAGUAGCACCCCUCCUGGUCUAAAUCAACAUACGCUCAUAGGAAACGAUUGCCAAAGCGAACCAACAACCGCAGCUCCUCCGUGAGCUUCUCGACCCGUUCCAGUGAGGAUUUCGGCAUAAGUUUGAACGCUAUAAAUCGGGAGAGAGUGUGUUUUUUUUUUUAUUAGAAAGGCGACUUGUAUUUUUGUCGAAGAGACGGCAUCCGGCCUCAGAGAAGCAGGCGAGGGCAGGGACUCGGGUCCAAACAACGCUAACCGUCUCUGGCCCCCCCCCUCCCCCCUUCCCCCUGCCUCAGAGGCCCAUGGAGAGGAUGAAGAAGUUUAGGAGGCGUUUGUCGCUCACUCUGCGUGGUAGCCAGACGAUCGAUGAAUCGCUCUCUGAGUUGGCGGAACAGAUGACCAUCGAGGAGAACAGCAGCAAGGACAGUGAGCCCAUUGUGAGGAAUGGACGGCCGCCCUCUUCCCACAGCAUGCAUUCGUUCUUGCACCAGUACACAGGCUCCUUUAAGAAGCCACCUCUGCGUCGGCCGCACAGUGUCAUCGGGGGCAGCCUGGGGUCGUUCAUGGCAAUGCCCCGAAAUGGCAGUCGUCUCGACAUUGUUCAUGAGAAUCUGAAGAUGGGUUCUGACGGAGAGAGCGAUCAGGCCUCGGGGACAUCCUCAGAUGAAGUUCAGUCGCCCACCGGUGUGUGUCUCCGCACCAGAUCACACCGGCGCAUAUCCAUGGAGGACCUGAAUAAACGUCUGUCAUUGCCUGCUGAUAUCCGGAUUCCUGACGGUUACCUGGAAAAGCUUCAGUUGAGCAGCCCACCGUUUGACCAACCCCUCAGCCGGCGAUCACGUAGAGCUUCCCUGUCUGAAAUCGGGUUUGGGAAGCUGGAGACCUACAUAAAACUUGACAAGUUGGGAGAGGGGACAUAUGCCACUGUCUUCAAGGGGCGGAGUAAAUUGACUGACAACCUCGUAGCUCUGAAAGAAAUCCGAUUGGAGCACGAGGAGGGAGCGCCAUGCACGGCUAUUAGAGAGGUGUCGUUACUGAAGGAUUUAAAGCACGCCAACAUUGUCACACUUCAUGACAUCGUCCACACAGACAAAUCCCUCACUCUUGUUUUUGAGUACCUGGAUAAAGAUCUGAAGCAAUACAUGGAUGACUGUGGGAACAUCAUGAGUAUGCACAAUGUUAAGAUUUUCCUGUUCCAGAUUUUGCGAGGACUGGCGUACUGCCACAGACGCAAGGUUUUGCACAGGGACCUGAAACCACAAAACCUGCUCAUUAAUGAGAGAGGAGAACUCAAACUCGCUGAUUUUGGUCUGGCGCGAGCCAAGUCUGUCCCCACUAAGACGUACUCUAAUGAGGUGGUGACCUUAUGGUACAGACCUCCUGAUGUACUACUGGGAUCCUCUGAGUACUCCACACAGAUCGAUAUGUGGGGUGUUGGAUGUAUAUUUUAUGAAAUGGCUGCUGGUCGGCCACUCUUUCCCGGAUCCACCGUUGAAGAUGAGCUGCAUCUAAUCUUUCGAUUACUGGGUACACCUACAGAGGACAACUGGCCCGGUAUCUCGUCCAUCGAAGAGUUCAAGUCUUACAACUUCCCCAAAUACAAGCCUCAGCCCUUCAUCAAUCAUGCACCCAGGUUGGAUACUGAAGGAAUAGAAUUGUUGUUGUCCUUUUUAAGGUAUGAGUCCAAGAAGAGAAUCUCUGCAGAUGAAUCGAUGAAACACUCCCAUUUCAAGAGUCUGGGCAUGCGUGUGCACACACUGCCAGAGAACAUAUCCAUAUUUACACUGAAGGAAGUGCAGCUUCAGAGGGACCCUGGCUACCGAAACUCCUCGUAUCCAGAGACAGGAAAUGGCAAGAACAGAAGGCAGAGCAUGCUUUUUUAAGCUGUGUUCCCUCACACACUUGCCCCUCAUGAACACACACCCUCACACAAACACACACACACACACUUAACGGAUCAUGUUGAUGGUUCUUAAUCCGUGACUGUGUUGUAUAGGCUAACUGACUAGCCCCCCUCUUACUCUCCGAGAGAAGGUGUUGUUGUUGUGCAUGCGAGAUGAAGAGGAUUGGUCGAACCUACUGUCUGUCUCGCCCUAGUGACCCGCCUCCAGCAUGCAGCCUUGAGCCAGAAUGCCCAACGCCCUUUGUCUGGACGCCCCACCCCAUCCCCUGUGUGACGAUUAGGGUGUGUGAGCGCGUGCAAACGUGUAUAUAUUUAUUGAUUGGGGGAUUGUUUUGCUGCUAAUUGACUACUGUCUUUUCGUAACUUCCUCAAUCUUGGGUGACCCUCACGGGUUGCCAUGGACACAUCAGUCCCAUGUUGAUAAUUUUGUUUGUUCUUCUUUUUUUUUUUAAGUGAUUAUAAUUCAGUUGAAAUGUCAACAUUGCAACUGUUAUUUGUUGUUGUGUUGAUUUUACAGAGAUGGAGUGCCUAUACAAGUGUGUUUUGAAUUUAAUUCAGUUUUUUCUGGCAUAGCCAUUUUGCAGAAAAACUGAAUGACAAAAAUGAUCCCUUCCCAAAUACUAAUUCCAAACCUAAAAUUUUAACAUACCAUUUCAAAAGAGACCCACGCUUCUUCCAUUGUCUCACUCUGAUAUGGGAAUGUUCAUUAUCUGUGAGGACUAUGGCACACUGACAGUUGUGGGCUUGCUGAGCAAGCUUGCUCCACGGGACCUUCCCAACCGUGUUGCAUUCGGAAAGCUCCAGCUUCAUUAGGAACACUGUUCUUCGGAUGAAUCUAUGACCGUUUAUGGUUUAUGGUCUUGCUACAGCACAUCCGGUUAAUGUGACGGAAGAGAGAUGGUAGAAAACAAACACUGGACCAGCGGGAACCAUGUGACCUCACCAGUCUGACUGAGAACCGGACCAUAUUUUCUUAAAGGGAUAGUUGAAGUAUGAUUUACUCACCUUCAUAUUGUUCCAAACCCCUGUAACUUUCUUUUGUGGAACUUGUGGAAGAAAGAGUAGAGAUGUUGGAUGAAAUGUUAGCCUCAGUAAACUUGUAUUGUAUGGAACAAAGAUGCAAUGAAAUUGAAUGGUGACUGAGGCUUUCAUUGUGCCUAACAUCUCCUUUUGCGAUCCACAGAAUAAAUAGGCAUAUAAGGUUGAAACAACAUGAGGGUAAAUUUUCAUUUUUGGAUAAACUAUACCCUUAGCUUCCCUCUUUUUCUGUUCAUUUGUUUAGUUUAAAAGUUCUUAGUGAACUUCCUGCCUGAAUUGAAGUGCUUGUAUGGCAGAUUGUUUUAUUUCUUUAUAUUUUGCCAGUUUACUUUCCUAAUGCAUCAUCACAAACAGUACAGAAAUGACUCUUUCCUAUCAACUGAGCUCCUCUGUAGCGUGUUUAUAAUGUUUGUAAAAGAGAGAGAGUGUUUUUCUGUGAAUAUGAAAACCAGUAACUGUACAGAGCCACAUUGCUCCAUGCAAGCGAUGGCUGUGAAGAUGAGCUAGUUUCAUUAACAGUAUUAAGAGAUUUUUUUUGUAAUGUUAUAUAUUGACCCUUCUGUGAAUAAUGGUAACUUAAUGUGGCAUGUUAAGAGUCCGACUGUCCCACAUUUGUGCUCUUAUUUUAUUCAGAAGAGAAAAAUAUAUAUUAAGUGUAUGAAAAGAAAAAGUUACAACAAAACAAACGUUUUUGAAAAUUUGGACAGCUGCAUUGGACCAAUGUUUCUUUUCCCCAGCAUUAAUGUACAUGAAGAAUGCAGAAGAUAUCAAGCAGGUUUUAGUUUCAGCAGAUUUUUUUUCAAAACUGACAGAUGUUAAUCGAUAUUGUAAUAUUGGAGAUGAUUGUAUCUGGAAGCGUGUGUACGCGAGAGAGAGAGCGCGCUUGCUUGCGUGCGUGUCUACGUGACGCAUGGAAUGCGUGUUGUCCUGUAAGCUCCGCCUCAAACACUGACGCUCUCAUUCCCAGCUGUGGCUGAAUUGACCGUUACACUCUUUGUACUGGAGAUAUUUAUUUCUCUUAAUCAGUAAAGUAAACCUGGUCUGUUUCAUACAGAGAACAACCUGUUCAUUGUUA